Messenger RNA from Mitosporidium daphniae, 543 nucleotides. RefSeq lists its product as uncharacterized. The record is from RefSeq and is a predicted model, not a curated record. Lineage: Eukaryota; Fungi; Microsporidia. The transcript has 2 exons. Bases 1 to 543 code for a protein of 180 amino acids.
AUGAACGUUCGAAGACUUUUAUUUCUCACAGCCUUCAUUGUCAUUCUCAUUCUCCCUUCAUUAAAAACUGAAAAUCAAAAUGGAACCCCUCAAUAUUUAUUAGAACUUGAAGAAUUCACUCGAGAAUUAAUUUCAGCAUGCACUCAACAACUCAAUAGAGACUUCAAAAAAAAGUUCAGUGAACAAUUCCCUCAAAACUUGAUUAAAAAACUCAUUAAAAAUUUGAUUAAUGAAAGCUUUAACGGAUUGACUAAAAAAAUCCCUGAACAAUGCGCUAAAAAAUUCGCUGAAAAAUUCGCUGAAAACCCCUUUCAAUUAGAAAAAAUUUUAGUUGAAGACAUCACUGAAACAUGCCAAAAAAUGUUAUCUAACAAAAUAGUACCUCAAUUGAUUAAAACAUACUCAAAAGUCUUCACUUCAAACCUUAAAGGCUCUUUGACGCAAAUUGAACUGGUUUCGAACCAAUUUGAAUCAUUUUUCAGUUUUAAAAUUCCUCCAAAUGGUCCAACUGGUUCAAGUGAUGAAAAUGAUCCAAAUCAUUAA